AUGGCGGGCUGGCCGAGGGCGAGGGGGCCAUCGGCAACGGCGACCAGGUCGUUCGCGAGGAGGCCGAGGGCGAGGGGGGCCAUCGGCAGGGGCAAGGGCGAGGGGACCAUCGGCAAUGACGACGAGGCCAUGGUAGUGGAUUGUGAUGACGGUGUGCUCGCCAGCGUGUCGUUCGAGGAUCAGCUGAAGAUGGCGGAGGGGCUUCCUUCGCAACAUCCGCAACCCAAGGCCGGGGAGGUGUUCGACGGUGACAUGAAGCUGGCAACGUCGCAGUCUGUUGUUGGCCAGCAGCGUGGGGACUCUGCGCCAGAUGCCCGCCCCCCGCCGACCGCCUCGCAGUGUCGCAUGAUGGGCGCUGAGUUCGACGAGAAGACAGGGCGCUCCGACGCGGUCGAGACGGGGGCUUGGUCGGGGGGCGCCAUCUAUCAGACGAAGGCGGCCGAUGUAGACCCACUGGAGUUGGGUGGGGCGCUGCAGUGUCCAUCGAGAUGGCGGAGCAGCGACGCGUGA
Messenger RNA from Prorocentrum cordatum, 510 nucleotides. NCBI's taxonomy places the organism in Eukaryota, Dinophyceae, Prorocentrales, Prorocentraceae. The record is from the annotation of a GenBank genome assembly.